Messenger RNA from Pseudoliparis swirei, 4094 nucleotides. Its product is annotated as glucoside xylosyltransferase 1-like. Lineage: Eukaryota; Metazoa; Chordata; Actinopteri; Perciformes; Liparidae. Gene Ontology annotation, biological process: protein O-linked glycosylation via N-acetylgalactosamine. Gene Ontology annotation, molecular function: UDP-xylosyltransferase activity; metal ion binding. The coding region runs from base 505 to 1830 and encodes 441 amino acids. The transcript has 8 exons. The record is from RefSeq and is a predicted model, not a curated record.
UUCCAAUGCGCGCAGACCGGCGUCGGAGCUCUGCAGCGGAACAAUCGAUCGGCGUAUUGAACACCCCUGCAUUCAAGCAUUAAAUAGCCGAGAGGUUUUUUCAGCGUGAGGAAUUCGAUGUGUGGCGGGAGUGCGUGAGAUAAGACCGAAAUGCGUGAGUCUCACGCUCAAUGCGUGAGUCUCACGCUCAAUGCGUGAGACUUGAGAGCCCUGUGUUUCUGUACUUUGUUACACAGUGGGACGUUUACUUUGAAUGAGUCGUUGGCAGCUACCUGGCUCAGGCUGCGGCGUUACCGACAGACGUCCGAUCAAACUAAACACACGUGAAACAGAUGUGGGUGGGGCAGGACAAACGGUCAACAGCAACCGUGCCCUUCGGUUUAGCUUCUCAUUUAACAUUUGGGAUGGAUUUGUUAGCUCGCGCCGUCUGAUGGUAGCCGGGAUCAACGACCAACAUUCAAUACAACAAUGUUCAGCUAGCGCAUUAAAAACUUGAAACGCAAGAUGCGAUGCUAUCAUCAAGCGUUUCUCCUGUGCAUGGUCUUCACCUUCUUCUCACUGGUGUACGUCUUCAAUCAACUAGCCUCCACCUUGGAAGACGGUACGGACUGGGACCUGAACGAGCAGGGGGCACCCGACAAGCGCGCUCAUGACACCGGCCACCUUCUCAGGAAAGAGCCCGGACUGGUGGGCCUUCGAGAGAGCGACAGGUGUAAAAAACUGUCAGUUUCUUACUGGAAUCCAUAUUGGAGACUGCCCGCCGAUGUGUGUGGAGUGAACUGCUUAUUGGAAUCAUCUAUUGGAAAGAGCUCGGGCUCUGAAGUCCAGGAACAUGGUGAUGGGAGAAGUCACCUGGCUGUGGUGGCCUGUGGCCCCAGGCUGGAGGAGACUCUUGUCAUGUUGAAGUCUGCUGUUCUCUUCAGCUUAAAGCCACUGCAUUUUUACAUCUUUGCUGAGGAUGAUCUACAUGACCACUUCAGAAAUGCUCUGGACUCCUGGCCCAGGACAGUUCAGUCCAAGUUUAACUUCACCAUCUACCCCAUCACCUUUCCUAAGAAGAAUGCAAAUGAGUGGAAGAAGCUCUUCAAACCGUGUGCCUCCCAGAGGCUUUUCCUACCACUGAUUCUGAAGGAGGUGGAUUCUUUGCUCUAUGUGGACACGGAUAUACUUUUCCUGCAGCCGGUAGAGGACAUCUGGGCCCUUUUUUCUCAGUUCAACUCAAGCCACUUGGCGGCCAUGGCUCCAGAGCACGAGGAGCCACGCAUCGGCUGGUACAACCGUUUUGCCCGCCACCCUUACUAUGGCAAGACGGGCAUCAACUCAGGGGUCAUGCUCAUGAACAUGACGCGCCUCAGGGAGAAAUAUUUUAAGAAUGACAUGACAACAGUUGCACUGAAGUGGGAGGAAAUUCUGAUGCCCCUUCUCCAGAAGUAUAAACUCAAUAUCACCUGGGGUGACCAGGACCUUCUUAAUAUCAUAUUUCACCAUAAUCCAGAAAGCCUAUAUGUGAUUCCCUGCCAGUGGAACUACCGUCCAGACCACUGUAUCUACGGCAGCAACUGUCAACAAGCGCAUCAGGAAGGCGUCUUCAUUCUCCAUGGCAACCGGGGGGUUUACCACAAUGACAAGCAGCCUGCGUUUCGAGCCGUCUACGACGCCAUCCGAAAGUACACGUUCGGCGAGAACACGGAGACCUCGCUGCUUCAGCCGCUGGAGGCGUCGCUGCAGACCACCAGCAACACCUACUGCGGGAGAGCCAGCCACCUGUUCACCAAGAAGUUGAAACGGAGCGCCGCGUCCGCUCGACAAGACGCAACGCAGAGAAGAUGACCAGGACGGGACCGAUAUCACGGGUAUGACGAUCAGAGUCUCGGAGUCGUGGAUGGAAGACGAGUCCGUCCCAGCCACAGGCCGAAGGCCAGCCCUCUGGUUCUGUUGCGACAACGAAGUGGAAGCAAUUCUUUCGGGACGGUGACAUGUGGAAGUUGUGUCUGCUGGUUCAGAGCAGGAACACAUUCACAGAACUGGAGUUGCUCCAAGAAGGAGGGUUUGGGCUUUAAGAGGUAACUUGAGGCCCCGCCUCCUGACCAAUCGGAGCCUGGUGCGUGGAUCGGGAGAUAAUCUUAAACGAAUGUGAAGAAGUUUCAACGUGAUAAUGGAGGGAGAAAAGCCAGACACGUUUAACUGCCAAAUCCAGAGAAGACAGCUGGCAUGAAUGCGUCGCUGUAAAGGUUCGUAACGUCUCGGCCUCGUCCAGAGCGCCGUGGAGCUGACCACUUGUUGCUCGUCCGUUGAAUUCAUUUGAUGCUUAGGUUUCUAUGGAUGGCCUUUAUUACACAGUAAUAAUGUUAGCCUCGUUCCUUCUGCUUCAACGCCGGUGGUGUGGAACAGACUUUGUAGCAAAUCUUAAAAGAAAUAGGCUAUAAUAAUAAAAAGAGACGUACUUGGACUUUUUAUAGUGCGUCUUAAAAGUAGCGUACUUAGUGAACCUAGGACUGAGCACAUCGAAGCUUCAUUCAUACCGUUGACAUUCAAAUUGGAUCAAGAUUAGACUCCACUAAUAUUAGUGCAUUGUAACGUCCAAAAUCCACAUUUAUUGAAAUAAGAUGUGAUAGUUGCCCCAAAACAUUCUGCUUGAAGUUAUUCAACAUUGUGGUCUCCUGCAGGCAAUACACACCUGUAUUAAUUAACCCAGGCGGUUAAGCGGUAAUCUAACAGUACUAUAAAUUACUUUUAUGGAAACACAAUCACAGAAAAUGUCUUAUCAUAUAUUCUCUUAGCAUAUUUUAAUGUAAUAUUUAAAUGUUUGUGUGUCAGAUGUUGAGCCGUGUGUCGCAACAUGUCAGCGUCGUGCCUUGCCGUCCCGCAGACUAAGACUGGUGCUUUUAUGUUUUGCUGUGGGCGGGGGUUAUAAUUUAAGGAAGACUACCUUCUUUCUUUAAAUCCUGGUUUUUAUAUUCACGCUAUAUUUUUGUUGUUGAAUGUGCUCCAAGUCCGUUUCACAACUCCAGGGCGACAGCUGAACGAAUAAGACGAACACGCCAACAUGUCCUCACAGGCACGAGUAAAGUAUCUUCGAUUCUAAAAGAAUACAUUGAUACAGAAGAAUACACAAAUGUAAUAAUAGCCAGAUCCACUCGAGAGGAAGCGGGCGUAAUGUAAGUACGCCUUCUAAUUUGUGCAUUCACACAGCCGGCUUGUUGACGAUUGGCCGUGUGCCGACAACUUUCUUCUCAGUGACCGACGGAGAAACCCCGAGUUAGUGGACGUUGUCGGUGGACCGAGAUAACCGAACGAUAACCCGGGUAUGUCGAACUCGCUCCAGAGUCCAGGCCUGUGCUCAUGUGAGAGCACACACACGCGGGUCAAAGAUCAACGAGAAAUAAUAACCGAAAUAAUCCCAAAUAUUAAUAAUAGACGGCUCCAGAGUCACGGUCAAGGUUUUGACUUUGGGAUAGCUCUGGUGGUUCUCCCCGCUGAGCUGGAGGACAUCCAGCCUCGGGGCAACGCUCGGACCAUGAUCUGUUUACAAGCUGCGUGUCACGAGUAGUCCUGGCGAAGGGUAAUCCGUCCGGUGAACACGCCAUCGGGUCACGAUGCACUGACACUUUGAGGAGGAACCUACAGUCACCUUGAAGCAGUUCGAGGUCUUUUAGAGAAAAACAGAAACUACAGGGUACUUCAAUAUGUAUAUCGAGAGUAUUGUAUUUGAUUUGUUUUAAUAUAAUGCUGUCUUUUUGUCACUGGUAUGUGAUGGAAAAGGUGUAUUAUUGUCAGGUACUUGUUAGUUUCACAGCAAUUAUUUUCCUUUUUUUAGUCGACAAAACGAGACUAUCAUUUCAUGUUCUCUGGUAUGGGAGUUUGUAUUUUCAGUAAAAUUUAAACAUGUAUUUAUGUAACCGGAACAAAGUUGGGUCUCAAUCAAGUGUCAUGACAUCUGCUCCAAGACAAGCUUUAGCAAAAAUAUUUGCACUUUUAAAUUGAGAAAUUGGGGAUUGUUAUAGAACACAAAAUCAUGUGUGAUUUAAAAUGUGUUUUCUGUAAACCAGCGUAGACAUUCAAAUGGAUGGGAAAUAAAUAUUUGUAUAAAAGAG